AUGGUCCCUGCACUCCCUCUCGAGAUCUGGGAGCAGAUCAUCACGCACGAAGAAUACUCAAAUGCGACUCUCGCGCGCCUUUGCCUCGUCAACCGCCAGAUUGGCAUGCUUGCUCGGGCAGCGCUGUACCUCGACGUCGUGGUCAAGUAUCCACGCGAUUUCUUCUACAGUGACAAUCCGACUAGCGCUCAGCAACUCGUCGAUGCGCUUCUGAACGGUUGUGGGACAGACUUUUUCCCAUCCCCCGCUCUUCUCGUCCGCAACCUAUGCACGAGCUGGAAAGAUCCUCUCCCUCGGGACGAAUACGUCCGUCCGUACGAACUGCCGCAGGCAAACCUGGUGGAUCAGCUUGUCAGGGGCUGUGAAAACGUCCGCCGUCUGGAGCUGUGGUAUUGUUCACCGUCUCUUCUCCGCUGCCUUUGCGCCAUGAGACACCUGCAUCUCCACCACCUUCAAGUGCACUGGACGAGUGAGGCGUGGCUUCUCCUGCAGCAGCAACCUUCCCUCAAAUCCCUUGUCAUCGAGCCCGACAGUUCGCAACCCAGCUGGGAUAAACUAGACAAGAUCGGGCCGCUCCCUUUGCGUCUCGAAACCCUCCAGCUUGCGGGAUAUAGGAUGGACGUAACUAGGUCGCAAUUCCGUCUUCUCACCGAAGCUUCGACAUCCACCUUGCGUUUCCUCCGCCUCGCACUUCCGACUUCUGACGAUCCAGGCGUUUCCGACUUCCUCUGGUCGUUUUCCCAUCUCGUCGGACUCACGCAUCUUUGGCUCGAUUGUGAGGAUUGGAUGCUCACAAAGGCGAGGAAGAUGGACACGACUUCGGCGAGGAUCUCUCGCCUGACAUUGAGCAUGUACGAGGAACAGUACUACUACGAAAUCGAGGAGGUGAUCUGGAGCGUGCUCAACCACCUCGACGAGUUGACGCUUCCGCCUCGCCUCGAACGUCUCGAUCUCUCCCCACUCCACGUGUGGUUGCCGCUCAUCCAAGGCAGAAUGAGCUUGUCGGCAUACCCUACACUGCGGAGCCUUGGCUUCGCCAUGCGGCUAAAGCGAGGCAUCGUCUGGCAGCAAAAAAUGCUGGCGCACUCCUUCCUUGAUUGGUGUGACGAGCACGGCUACAUUUCAGUCGACUUCGACGAUUCCUACAACUACAUCAUCUACGCACAGGAGCUCUGA
This is a messenger RNA of Rhodotorula toruloides NP11, 1176 nucleotides long. RefSeq lists its product as uncharacterized. Bases 1 to 1176 code for a protein of 391 amino acids. NCBI's taxonomy places the organism in Eukaryota, Fungi, Basidiomycota, Microbotryomycetes, Sporidiobolales, Sporidiobolaceae. The record is from RefSeq and is a predicted model, not a curated record. The transcript is spliced from 3 exons.